UUUUGCCUGGCGGAGACUAUUAGGAAAGUACCGUGCACCUGACGGGGGAGGAAGGGAGGUGAGUCAAGGACAGUCUUGUCGGGAGGGAACUUGAGCCGCUGAAGUCAGGAGGCUUCGCUGGGCCUGUUGGCGGGGCGUCCAAGCGAGCGGGAGAGUUCAGUCGUAUUUGCACCGGCCAUGAUGCGCGCUUUGCGCAGGAACAAGACCCUCCGCUUCGGAGUCCCCAUGUUGUUGCUGAUUGUUGGAGGUUCUUUUGGUCUUCGGGAAUUUUCCCAAAUCCGUUAUGAUGCUGUGAAGAUUAAAAUUGAUCCUGAAUUAGAAAAAAAACUGAAAAUGAAUAAAGUGUCAUUGGAGUCAGAGUAUGAGAAAAUAAAGGACACCACUUUUGAUGACUGGAAGAAUAUUCGAGGACCCAGGCCUUGGGAAGAUCCUGAACUCCUCCAGGGACGAAAUCCAGAUAUCCUUAACACUAAGACAACUUGAGUAUGCUGAUUCUUUUUUUUUUUGGUGAUAUAUCAACUGGAAUUCCUGCUACAUACUCCUAUCCAGUGGGAAGAAAAUUCCACACCUGCAGAAGCCUGGAUGUGAGUAAUUUAAUGACAGAUAAUCUUGAUAAAAGUCAAGUACAGGUUCUUAUACUUCCCAACUCUUCCAUUUUCAAAUGAAAGUAACAAUGUUGAUUACACAUAUUUUACACUGCUCAAUAAAAAUGUGAAUACUGCU
Molecule: messenger RNA, 723 nt
Organism: Manis pentadactyla (Chinese pangolin)
Lineage: Eukaryota; Metazoa; Chordata; Mammalia; Pholidota; Manidae
Product: cytochrome c oxidase assembly protein COX16 homolog, mitochondrial
Exons: 4
Coding region: 178-483 (101 amino acids)
Biological process (GO): mitochondrial respiratory chain complex IV assembly
Cellular component (GO): mitochondrial inner membrane
Source: RefSeq, a predicted model, not a curated record